This is a messenger RNA of Poecilia latipinna (sailfin molly), 3447 nucleotides long. It is a transcript of the gene ghrb, whose product is annotated as growth hormone receptor b. The record is from RefSeq and is a predicted model, not a curated record. The coding region runs from base 260 to 1792 and encodes 510 amino acids. Gene Ontology annotation, molecular function: cytokine receptor activity; protein binding. NCBI's taxonomy places the organism in Eukaryota, Metazoa, Chordata, Actinopteri, Cyprinodontiformes, Poeciliidae. Gene Ontology annotation, biological process: cytokine-mediated signaling pathway. Gene Ontology annotation, cellular component: external side of plasma membrane. The transcript has 9 exons.
CUCUGUAUUUAUCGCCGCUGCAGCGCCGCAGAUCGACAGUCUCUGUCACACAGCGGGGCGGACAGCUGUCUCCGGGUGAACCACCAUCAGCUGCUGUCAGCGCCUCCAUUCGGGAGUUUAAGUCCGUGUUUGGUCGCCGUUGUGUCGGUUUGUGUAUCGAGGAAACGCCCGGGAGCUCCGGGACUGGGAGCGGAGCAGCGGCGGGUGAACGGGGGGGCUUCUCCGGGGUCAGACCUGCGGGCUGGUGCGCAAGAUCAACAUGACAUCUGCGGCGCUCGCGCUGCUUCUCCUCUUCCUCCACGUCUUCGGCCUCCAGUCGCAGCCUGAUGCAGUGCGGCCUCACCUCACCGGCUGCGUCUCUCGCAACAUGGAGACGUUCCUCUGCAGAUGGAGCGCCGGAUCCUUCCAGAACCUCUCAGAACCAAAAGAUUUACGCCUGUUCUACUUCAACAGAGUGCUUCUCGGCAGCUCAGAUAAAACUUGGGACGAAUGUCCGCAGUACAGCGCAGAGAGACCAGACGAGUGCUUCUUCAACGAGAACCACACCACAGUCUGGACGUCCUACACGGUGCAGCUGCGCUCCAGGGACCGGACCGUCCUCUACGACGAGAUCUCCUUCUCCCUGGAAGACCUCGUGCAACCGGACCCUCCGUUCGGCCUGAACUGGACGCUGAUGAACGUCAGCCUGACGGGAUCGCACUUCGACGCCAUGCUGAGCUGGAGGCCUCCGGCGACGGCUGACGUGGAGACGGGAUGGAUGGCGCUGCAGUACGAUGCCCAGUACCGCCAGGCCGGCGCCGAGCGCUGGGAACAGACCGGCCUGGUGAAAACAACGCACCGCUCCCUGUUCGGCCUUCAAACCAACGUCAACUAUGAGGUCAGAGUUCGCUGCAAAAUGCUGGCAGGGAAGGACUUUGGAGACUUCAGCGACUCUGUGUUCAUCCACAUCCCAUCUAAAGUUUCCAGAUUCCCAGUUAUGGCUCUGCUCAUCUUUGGAGCGUUGUUUUUAGUGGCCGUCCUGCUGCUGGUCAUCAUUUCACAGCAGGAAAAGUUGAUGUUUAUCCUCCUGCCUCCUGUUCCUGGACCGAAAAUACGAGGAAUCGACCCGAAUCUACUGAAGAAAGGGAAACUCCGAGAGCUCACAUCCAUCCUCACCGGCCCGCCCGACCUCAGGCCAGAGCUCUACAACAACGACCCCUGGGUGGAGUUCAUCGACCUGGACAUCGAGGAGUCCAAUGACAAGCUGCUGGACAUGAACACGGGCUGCCUCAUGGACCACUCCCCGAUGUCUCCACGCUCGGCCGUCUUCAGGGACAACGACUCGGGCCGCUCCAGCUGCUGUGAGCCGGAUCUGCUGAGUGAGGCGAGCGCGUCGCCCGUCCAUCAGGAGGCGAGCACCGCAGAGCAAAGUUCAGUGUUUGUAGCAGUGGAGGGCAGGGAGGCGGCAGCGUACACGCAGGUCGGCGAGGUCAGGUCAUCUGGGAGCGUUCUGCUGGAGAAAACCACUAUUAAAGAGACAAACAUGGAGGAGGAGAAGGGGAAGAAACAAGAUGACGUCUUGGUGAAUGCAGAUCAGAGAGACUGCAGCUCUGAGAUGAAGCGGUUAGCAGAGCUUCCGGAGAGCGUGGCCCAGCUGCCUGCUGCUCCUGUCUACACCGUGGUGGAAGGCGUGGACAUGCAGAACAGCCUCCUACUUACACCAACGCCAGCCCCCAACCCAACCGGCCCCAAAAUCCCAGCUACGCCCGACGGCUACCUGACCCCCGACCUGCUGGGAAGCGUCACGCCGUAAAUCAGCCGGGGAUUGAAUCACCCACAACUUGUUAAUCUAAAGGGAGGUCAGUUCAUGGAGGUGCCCUGACUGGGUUUCAGCUAGCUUAAAAUAGCUAGUGGAGCAGCAGGAGCCUGAGGCGUUCAGAGAAACCUGGACCCAGCAACACUGUUGCACCUUAAACCAGCACAGCGUAAAUAAAGAUCUCUGCUAAGCUGCACUUAUCAGUUCAUGUCAGCGCGCUAGUAAAGGCUAAUAAAGAUGCUACAGGGAAGAUCUGAAUCUGUAGAUGGGAAAUCAGAGGGAGCAAAUACCAGUGGUGAGCACCGCUAGCUAACAAGGAAGCUACACUAACUAAAGCGCUAAUUUGUUCCGAUAAUGCUAAGGCGCUACUCCAUUUAGCAAAAGCUAACACUAAAGUGGUAUACUAUUUAGUUUUUUAGCUAGCGGUAAAGUGCUGCACCACUUAGCUUUGUUAGCAGAAGCUAAUGCUAAUGUGCUAAGACGCUAACUUCAAUUCAAAUUGUAUCUGCCCCUGAAAGACUACAACUCUCAAACAUCAGUUUAAUUUUGACUUCAUAAUUUAUGUCAUUUAUGCCUUUUGAUAUUAUAUUUGUUUACAUCUUAUUUUUUAAUGUCAUCUUGUUUGUUUGUUUCAUGUUUAAAAUGUCAUUGGAGGCAAAAAAAAACGGAGUAAAGUGAGAAGAAGAAACAGAACUGCUGCGUAAACAGUUUUUACCCCUUUCAAAAUAAGAGUAUGACUAUAAACGUCUAACUACUUGAAGAAUUCAAUAACACAAACUUCAACACAGAUGAAGUUUGGGUUUAUAAAAGAGCCAAGUAAAUUAGUGCUUUAUAAUUUAUAAGAAAAAAUUAAUUUAGGGGAUGUUAAGUGCGCAAAUGUUUUCAAAUUUAGUAAAAAUGCUAAAGUGCUAACUGGAAAAAAUAGCUAUGCUAUUAGCAGGUUAGUGUGCCCACCACUGACGAAUGCCACCAUUUUUGCCUCAUAAAUAAUUGAUUUAGAACAAAUUAAGUGAGGUUUGAUGAUGACAUUCGUCUGUUCUGGUGGAAUAAAGUUAGCACACCCUCUUCCAGUUAAAUGGUCUCAUCGCUGUGUGGCUUAAUUUAAAAAGCAGGUUUGAAUCUCAUAAUCUAAAUUGUGAAGGAAAAAGGUCAGAAAAGGUCAAUAUUGUAACACGUUCUGAAAAUCCAGGUGCUCUGUAAUUAUAGAGAAAUAACUUGUGUCAUAAUUUUGUCUUUUUUCAGUAUUUAAACACCAGUAUUCACUAAUUCAACUGCUACAUAAUCUAUGAAAAUAAUAAACAAAAAAGUCAUGCAUUUACUUUUUUAUGUAUUUAAUACUUUCAGCUUUGUUUUAAUAUUUCUGUCAUGUUUCACUUGGUAAUGUUGAUGCUGUUUCAUAUAUGAAGCCUAAAGAAAAGGCGAAUAAAUCUUCAUUUCUACACUAAAGCAUUACUGGACUGUAAAUUAUCCUUUUAUUUUAGUGCCUGUUCUUCUUUUCAUUUAAAACUGAAAUAUUUUUGAAGUUUUAAUUUUUUGUGUAUUUUUUGCCGUUACAUCUGAGUAAUUUGUAUUCAUUUAUGAUUUGAAAUCACGCAUGUAUUUUCUUCUUCGCUGUCUGACAUUAACUAAACUUCCUGUUGUCGGUCAGUUAU